AUGCGGAGCUCGAGUCAAUGCGACUUCGUGGAGUGUUUCGUGCAACCAAGUUUGCCCAACGGACAGCGUGCCAUUGGUACCAAGUGGAUCUUCAUGAUCAAGCGUAAAGCGGACGGAUCCAUCGAGAAGUACAAGGCAAGUCUCGUGGUAAAGGGUUUUCGCCAGAAGUAUGGCAUCGACUACACGGAGACGUUUUCGCCCGUGGUCAAGUAUGUGACGCUGAGAAUGGUGAUCGCAAUUUCCAAGCAUUUUGGAUGGCCCAUCUACCAGCUUGAUGUGGUGACAGCUUUCCUGUAUGGCGUCAUGAAGGAACAAGUGUUCUGCGUGAUUCCUGAAGGCGUCGAACUUGACAGUACGUUCGACUGCCUGGAAUUGGUGAAGUCAAUUUACGGCCUCAAGCAAGCGUCGCGAGUGUGGAACGAGACGUUCGACGAGUAUGUGUGCUCCAUCGGAUUUCAAGUAUCGGACUUCGACCCAUGUCUCUACAUCAAGACAUCGGACGGCCAUUGCGUGUUUAUACUGGUCUACGUGGACGACGUCUUGGCGACUGGAAGCUCGCUCGAGCUGAUUGCACAAACCAAGAACGACCUGAAGACGCGGUUCGAGAUGACGGACAGCGGCAAGUGUGCGUUUCGUCGGUAUGUCGAUGAUAUCCUCAAGCGCUUUGGCAUGGAUGAUUGCAAGGCAGUCGCAAGUCCAGUCGACAUGAGCUCUCGACUUGUUUCAAGUGAUGCAACUACCAAGGUCGAUGCUCCUUUUCGCGAAGCUGUUGGUGCGUUGAUGCACCUGACCACUGCAACGCGUCCGGACAUUGCGUUUGCUGUGGGCUAUGUGUCGCGGUUCAUGGAAAAUCCCCAAGAAGAACACUGGGUUGCAGUUAAGCGUAUCUUUCGCUACCUACAAGGCACUAAGACGCAUGGAAUUUGCUACAAGCCAAGUGCAAGGAUCGACUUCCGUGGAUAUUCGGAUGCGGAUUGGGCUGGUGAUCUUACCGACCGCAAGUCAACUUUGGAGUACACGUUCAUGCUACCUGUUUCGCCAGUGAGUUGGGGCAGCAAGAAAGAUCCAAGUGUUUCGUUGUCCACGACUGAAGCUGAAUACAUCGCACUCAGCUUGGCGAUUCAAGAGGGCAAGUGGAUUCAUCGUCUACUUUGUGAGAUCGUGAUGGCUGCCAAUGAAGAAGGACCGGAACUCAUGAUUCAUGAAGACAAUCAGUCAUGUAUCAAGAUGACGAAGAACCCGGUCAACCACGGCCGUGCCAAGCACAUUGAUAUUGAUGAACUUUAG
Molecule: messenger RNA, 1287 nt
Organism: Peronospora matthiolae
Lineage: Eukaryota; Oomycota; Peronosporomycetes; Peronosporales; Peronosporaceae
Source: the annotation of a GenBank genome assembly